GCGGCCGUACCUGUCGCAACACAAUAAUGCAUCGUACCAUAACAAACUGAAACCGGUUGUCUUUUUUCGCAUCUUUUGCUACUUCGCGUUCUCAUUUACCUUAACCUUGCACCGUGCUUGCGACGUGUCGUUCUUCUUUUUCUCCCUUGUUUUUUUUAAAUAUUUUUCACCACGCACCGCUUCCCGGUGAAUUCUUCGUCUUUUACCGUUUUUCUUUUUUCUUUGUCUUGCUCCACUCUGUGUACAGAAGUGACCUGCCAGGAUGUCGCAUGACAAUUUGGGAUUUACCUCGAGUACGGACGCUCUGGACAAUAAAAAGUGGUCCGCGAAGGCUAAUCAAAAUGGUUACGAUCCAAGCCAAAACAAGAACAAGGUGUACGUACUGGAGCUGGAGGAUAAGAAGAAGAGCGUGCAGGAGUACGAGGAGGACUACGACCCCUAUAAUCACAGGGUAGUCCAACAUCCAACAACGAGUCUAGAGACGCUGUUGCAUCUGUUGAAAGGCAGUCUGGGUACCGGAAUUCUCGCGAUGCCAAAGGCCUUUCACAAUUCUGGCUACGGUAUCGGUAUAGUGGCUACGAUUAUCAUUGGUCUCUUUUGUACUUACUGUAUACGGAUACUCGUCAGUUCUGAGUACGAGCUUUGCAAGAGGAAAAGGGUGCCAUCUUUAACUUACCCCGCGACAGCGGAAGCUGCGCUCUCUGUGGGUCCAAGACCGCUUAGGCCACUUGCGAAGGCGUCUGUCCACAUCAUAAACUUAUUCCUUAUGGUGUACCAACUGGGAAGUUGCUGCGUCUAUACCGUAUUCGUCGCCACGAAUUUGAAACUGGCAUUGAAGUCGACUCUUCCAGAUAUCGAUGUCAGGUUGUACAUGUUGGCAAUCCUGUUACCUCUGAUCUUGGUCAAUUGGAUUAGGAAUUUGAAAUUCUUGGCGCCGUGCUCGACAAUCGCCAACUGUAUCACGUUUGUCAGUUUCGGUAUAAUAUUGUACUACAUCUUCAGGGAGCCUUUGUCCUUCGAGAACCGCGAGGUGAUCGGGAACGUCGAGAACUUCCCGCUUUAUUUCGGCACUGUGCUCUUCGCUCUUGAAGCUAUAGGAGUGAUAAUGCCACUGGAGAACGAAAUGAAGCACCCAAGGACGUUCAUUCGACCGGUCGGUGUCUUGAACACAGGAAUGGGUCUGAUCGUCGUCCUCUACACCUGCCUCGGUUUCUUCGGCUACAUUCGUUAUGGAAGCGCGAUCGAGGGCAGCAUCACGUUCAGCCUCGAGGAGCCGGAGUACUUAGCUAAGACCGUCCAGGUCCUGUUGGCCAUAGCCAUCUUCUUCACCCAUCCAAUUCAAUGCUACGUCGCGAUCGAUAUCGCGUGGAACGAGUACAUUGCACCGAAUCUCGAGAAAAAUUCGCAUAAGCUGCUGUGGGAGUACGUUGUGAGAACGUCCCUGGUCCUUCUCACAUUCUUGUUGGCAGUGGCAAUUCCUCAGCUAGACCUUUUCAUAUCUCUCUUCGGUGCACUAUGUUUGUCGGGCCUCGGGCUGGCCUUUCCCGCCAUCAUUCAAAUUUGCACGUUCUGGAACGUGUGCGGACGCACGGAGAAGACCCUAAUGUUGGCGAAGAACAUGUCUCUGAUCCUGUUCGGGCUUCUCGGUCUGAUUGUAGGAACGUACACGAGCCUCCGUGACAUUAUCAAGACCUUCUCGUGAACUGACCAUCAUGGAGGCUCAGGAGAACAUGAUGAGGCAAAAGUGGACGAAGAAGAGGAAGGAAGAGAAGUUUGGCAGUGUGAUAUACGUUAGCGAUGUCUCAACGUUGUUCAGAUUGUCCAAAGGAGGAGUUGUUCUUUUAGAAAUGCGUUGAUCGCGUGACAGAGUUGAAUUUGAUCGAGGCGAAACGACGAGAAUGAUUAGGACAACGCGACGCGGCGUGUCUAACUUUCACGGACCAGUGUUCGAGAUCUCUCUGUGAUUUUGGAGUACGUUUUUCUUUUGACGAAGAACUUGUUUUUAUCGUUUCGUGGCAGCCACGUGAAGACCGUGACGAAGGAAAUUUCAUAAAUAGA
Habropoda laboriosa is the source of this 2058-nucleotide messenger RNA. RefSeq names its product proton-coupled amino acid transporter-like protein CG1139. The transcript is spliced from 8 exons. Gene Ontology annotation, biological process: amino acid transmembrane transport. Gene Ontology annotation, molecular function: amino acid transmembrane transporter activity. The record is from RefSeq and is a predicted model, not a curated record. Lineage: Eukaryota; Metazoa; Arthropoda; Insecta; Hymenoptera; Apidae. Bases 263 to 1702 code for a protein of 479 amino acids. Gene Ontology annotation, cellular component: vacuolar membrane.